AUGGCGACCCUAGUCGGAUCUUCCAGCAGCGAGCCGUCCACCGCCCCACAGUACGAGCAGUACGACGAUGACACACCGCUCUUCACCUGCCUCUCGUGCAGCAUUGCAUUCCCGAACCCGGAAGACCAGCGCACGCACUACCGCUCCGACCUGCACCGCUACAACAUGAAGCGUCGAGUAGCCAACCUCCCACCCGUCAAAGCGGACGUGUUCAACGCCAAGAUUCUGGAGCGACGAGCAGCGUUGGUGCAAGAGGCGCAGACGGCGACCGUGCCCGAUCGCUGCGAGGCGUGCGAUAAGAAGUUUGCCAGUCAGAACGCCUUCCGUGCGCAUCUGGAGAGUAAGAAGCACAAGGAGAACGAAGCGAGGUUGUCGAGGAGGCAAGCUGCCGCCAACACUGAAGCUAGCGAAAUCGCGCCAUCAGAGGACGGGAAGGAGGAGGUGCCGCUGGUGUUCCGUGUACCCAAGCCGACCGCGGAAGCGCCAGCGCUAACACGCUCGACCACAGACGCAGCUAUUGUCGCCGAGGAGAAGAAGAAGAACGCCCGCGACACGCUCAUGGUCAGCGAAGACGCAAGCGAGGAGCAAAUCCAAGCCGCUGUCGACGCCAAAGUCGCCUCCUCCCGCAGAAUCGACGUGGAACACGAAUGCAUCUUCUGCCCCAAAUCCGGGUUCGGCGAACUCAAAGACAACCUGGCACACAUGUCCAAGGCACAUGGAUUCUUCAUCCCGGAUUCGGAGUACAUCGUCGAUCUUCCCGGGCUCGUCUCGUACCUCGCAGACAAGGUCAGCAUCGGCAACAUCUGCCUGUACUGCAAUGGGCGCGGUAAGGGUUUCCACAACACGGAGAGUGUGCGAAAUCACAUGUUGGACAAGUACCAUUGCAAGAUCGCGUAUUCCGAUCCGGAGGAUCAGUUGGAGUUGGGCGAUUUCUAUGACUUCACCAGCUCGUACCCUGCGGAGGAGGAUGAGGAGUGGGAGGAUGCGGACGCGGAAGAGGAAGAGGAGAUGGAGGUGGAUGGGGAAGGACAGGUGCUGGAUCUUACCACCAAGAAGUCUGGAGAAGAGGAGGAGAAGGACGACCAGAUCAGGUAUGGUGAUUCGGAGCUCGAGCUGGUUCUUCCCUCUGGUGCUCGAUUGGGUCAUCGCUCCCUCCGACGAUACUACGCCCAGUCGCUGCGCGAGACACCGCUCAAUUCGUCCCGUGCCGACGAAGACCUUUCGCGUCGCUACGGCGGCGGUGGCGCCCUCGCACGCCGUCUCAUCGCAGAGAGCGGUAUGGGCCACCACGACGGUGACGGCACCCUCGUCACCGGUCGCCACGGUCAAGUCAUCAAGGCUAGGAACAGGGGCGAAGCACGAGAGGCAAAGAAGCACAUCACCGAGUUCAGAGACAGGAACAAGCGCGAGCAGUACAAGACCCGCAUCGGGUUCAGGAACAACAACCAGAAGCACUUCCGCGAUCCGCUGUUGCAGUAG
Molecule: messenger RNA, 1479 nt
Organism: Kalmanozyma brasiliensis GHG001
Lineage: Eukaryota; Fungi; Basidiomycota; Ustilaginomycetes; Ustilaginales
Product: Zinc finger, C2H2
Exons: 1
Coding region: 1-1479 (492 amino acids)
Biological process (GO): ribosomal large subunit biogenesis
Cellular component (GO): preribosome, large subunit precursor
Molecular function (GO): zinc ion binding; nucleic acid binding
Source: RefSeq, a predicted model, not a curated record